UGUGUCACCGCGUGUGAAAACGCGAAAGUUGCUUUGUCGUUAGUCAGCUUCGAGAGCCUUUCUGGAGACAUUUGGCACCAACAGUGAUCUCGUCUUCGCCCUGAAAUCACCUGGAUGUCGACGGCCAGUUUGGACCAGAGUGUCGUGGGAAAUACACAGCGCUAGAGCGGUGGUCCUCUGUACGCGUGCAAUACCAUGGAACAACUUGCCAAGUACGGAGACACCUGGGACCUUCUCCUCGCCGAAGACCACAUCGUACUGAAGCUCGCAGAAUUGUGGCCACCGGACGUCCCGCUCCCGGAAGGGUGCAAGCUCGAGAACAGCGGUUCCUCGCUGGUCACGAACCAGGAGUCGCUGGUGGCCGCGAAGCAAGUGCUGCAGCUCAGGGUGAGAGUAUCGCGCGCCCUCUUCGCUGGGUGUGCGUCGUUCGAGUCCUCCAAGCCUUUCUGCGCCGCUGCGGGCGAGCUGCUUAGAGACGCCGAAGAGUUGUGCAUUGCGCACAACAAGGACAAAGUGUACAAGCUCAUCCGCACGUUCCCAAAUGUCAGAGUGCUCGCCCUGCCGCACGACCUCUGCAGACACACGCUCGAAAACGACGAGCCGACCACGGACUGCUCAUCGCCGCUGGUCGAGCGCAGCAAGCUGACGCAGCUGCUGGGCAACGUGGAGAGUCUGGGCAGUGCAGGCCUCAUUCUCUCCAAAGAGACCGUAAUGGCAGUCAUGCGAACUUGUCCUCGAGUGCAACGUAUCGACUCCGACUCGGUGCUGGAAGUUUUUUUGCAGCUGAACGGCUCGCCUAUGCGAGGGGCAUAUUGUACCUCGAGGAAUUUCACGCACCUCGUGCUGUACGCUGCCGUCGUGGGCAACGGCCAACAGGUGGCCACAGCGGGACCGGAUGACGUCGCUCUCGCUGCGAGAACGUUUCCGCUCGUCGAAAACGUGGAGGUUCUCGUCAGAUCGUUAGAAGCCCUGGACGAGAUGUCGGCAUUCCGUCACGUCCACAGCCUGGCCGUGGCACUCGCUCCUCCCAUCGCCUACGCCAGCGCGCAUUCGGAACUGCAGCGGCUCCUGCAAAACUGGCCGCGCCUCGAGAAACUCUCCCUAGAGUUUUGCGGUGGCGUGCGCCUGUCGGCGAUUGCCCGGUCCUGUCCGCGAGUCAGAAGCCUGCGCUUCGCCUUCUGCAGGUGGCACAGAGCGGACUCCCCGGUGGACGCCGACGCGUUCCCCGAGCUCGAGAGCAUCGAGUGGGGCAUGCGCGUGUCCGGGGCCGCCUUCGAGGCGCUAUUCUCGGCCACGUGCGGCAGGCUUCGCACGCUGCAGGUGUACGACGACGAAAGCUGCUGCCGGUUCCUGCACUUCUGCGCCCGCGAAGGCCCGCGCACGCGUUUCCCUCGUCUGGAAGAACUGCUCCUGGCCACGAACUUGCCCGUACGCGCGAUGGGGCUGGAGCCGGAGUGUCUUCACCGAGUGGUCGGGGCGCUGCCUGUGCUUCGGCACCUGGCGACCGACAGCUACGACCUGAGGCUGUUCUUCGAGAACUACUGCGUUCCGCGCGACCGGCUGUCCUUGUCCUGGGCGGCGUGCGUACUGUGUGCCGUGGACGGCAAGGAGAUCCCAAGCCGUGGACAAGCGGCUGCUUUAGUGGCGAACGCAGUGGCCAUCAAUGGCCAAACGUGUCUGCUUGUGUAAUCAGAACGCACGAAAAAGACGGGAAGACCUCGGUGACCUUUCGAUUCCUUGAUCUAAAUAACUGUCAACAUAAGUUGUCUGAAAUCUCCUCUUUGCAGCUGACGGUGACCAAGGGUGGCCGGUCGGUGGCGAACAGCCCUUACGAACUGAAAGCUUUGUGCUCGCGUGCUGUUUAUUCGCCAACUUACCGUAAAUAAACAACGUAUU
This is a messenger RNA of Dermacentor andersoni, 1896 nucleotides long. RefSeq lists its product as uncharacterized. The record is from RefSeq and is a predicted model, not a curated record. NCBI's taxonomy places the organism in Eukaryota, Metazoa, Arthropoda, Arachnida, Ixodida, Ixodidae.